AUUAUCCUCCACUUUAACUCAAGUACCCCACAACACAACCUAUCAUUCACCAAUUCAAUUCAUGCACACAUCUUAAUUUUAUUCUUCCAAAUGCCAUCAUUGUCUCUUCUCUUCUCUCACUCAUCUUAAUUCUUCUCAUCCAUCUCAUCCUCUUCUUAUUCUUCAAAACCAAAACAAAAUUCUUACCCAACAUUUAAUCUUAUCUCAAACCAGUUUUCCAACCAAAGUUGUUUUGUGUCUGCAAAAUAAAUGGCAGUUUCUGGGUCUGAAACGGAGCUUCGAGUUCAAGCAACUAUGAUAAAAACAACUAUUUCAAGAAGCUGGGUUUUACUAGACCGUGAUGGAAGAGACACCGUAUUAGAUGUUGAUAAGUAUGCUAUUAUGCGUCUUGUUGAAAUUAACGCAAGAGAUCUUCGAAUUUUGGACCCUCUUCUUUCAUAUCCUUCCACCAUUCUCGGUAGAGAAAAAGUCAUUGUUCUCAAUCUAGAGCAUAUAAAAGCUGUUAUCACUGCUGACGAGGUAUUGGUUAGAGACCCAAUGGAUGAUGAUGUUAUACCUGUUGUUGAAGAGCUUCGAAGAAGGUUACCCCUAAAGGUAAGUUUUGGUGGUCAAGACCAAGGAGAAGAAGAAUCUUCAAUCGGUGAACAAAAUGAAUUUCCCUUUGAGUUUCGGGCUUUGGAAGUUGUGUUAGAGGCAAUUUGUAGUUUCCUUGAUGCACGGACAAGAGAGUUAGAGACUACUGCUUAUCCAGCUUUGGAUGAACUAACCUCUAAGAUUAGCAGUCGCAAUUUGGAUAAAGUGCGAAAAUUAAAAAGUGCAAUGACUAGAUUGACCAACCGAGUUCAAAAGAUAAGAGAAGAACUAGAAAAUUUACUUGAUGACGAUGAUGACAUGGCUGAACUUUACUUAUCAAGAAAGUUAGGUGUUUCAUCCUCUCCCUCAAGUAGCUCCAGUGGUCCUAAUUGGCAUCAAAACUCUCCAAAUCAAGGUUCAAAAAUACACAAAUCAAGUAGAGGAAGUGCUACAACACUUCAAGAGGAGAAUGAUGUUGAGGAGCUUGAGAUGUUACUUGAGGCCUAUUUCGUACAAAUUGAUGGCACAUUAAAUAAAUUAACCACGUUACGAGAAUAUAUUGAUGACACAGAAGAUUACAUCAACAUACAACUUGAUAAUCACCGAAAUAAAUUGAUUCAGCUAGAGCUUUUCCUAAGUUCCGGGACUGUUUGUUUAUCCAUAUAUUCAUUGGUGGUUGCAAUAUUUGGUAUGAACAUUCCAUAUACAUGGAGAGAAGAUCACGGAUAUGUAUUUAAAUGGGUGGUGAUUUUUACCGGAAUGGCUUGUUCGUCAGUUUUUUUAUCCGUAGUAUCGUAUGCUCGACGCAAAGGUCUUGUUGGGUCUUGAAAUACAUAAAGAUCGAUGUGAGUUGUUGGGGGCACCAAAAUUAAUGAUACUAUUUUUUUUUGGUUGACAAUAAUACUAUAUUUGUUGUAUCGUGUUACUUAAUUUAUGCGCACAAUAGCUUGAUUUAUAAUGGCUUUUAGUUGUGCGCAAAAUAGUUAUUAAGUGAAAGUUGGUAAAGAUAGAAUAGCUUUUUGUAGAAUAAAUUAUUUUUUCAGAUACAUUGUAAUUAGUGUAAAAUUCAAGUUUUUAUGCUUUCUUGAUUAAGAGGAAAAGACAAAUAUUUUUUGCCUUCCCCGAAUAACAUAAGUUCAACUGCCA
Cicer arietinum (chickpea) is the source of this 1719-nucleotide messenger RNA. RefSeq names its product magnesium transporter MRS2-I-like. The record is from RefSeq and is a predicted model, not a curated record. NCBI's taxonomy places the organism in Eukaryota, Viridiplantae, Streptophyta, Magnoliopsida, Fabales, Fabaceae. Gene Ontology annotation, biological process: magnesium ion transport. Gene Ontology annotation, molecular function: magnesium ion transmembrane transporter activity.